Fonsecaea pedrosoi CBS 271.37 is the source of this 432-nucleotide messenger RNA. RefSeq lists its product as uncharacterized. The transcript has 2 exons. Gene Ontology annotation, biological process: DNA-templated transcription. Gene Ontology annotation, molecular function: DNA-directed RNA polymerase activity. Gene Ontology annotation, cellular component: RNA polymerase II, core complex; RNA polymerase I complex; RNA polymerase III complex. The coding region runs from base 1 to 432 and encodes 143 amino acids. The record is from RefSeq and is a predicted model, not a curated record. NCBI's taxonomy places the organism in Eukaryota, Fungi, Ascomycota, Eurotiomycetes, Chaetothyriales, Herpotrichiellaceae.
AUGUCCGAGAAUAUCCUCUUCGAGAAUAGCUUCAAGAUCACCGACCUCAACGACACCAAGUAUGACAGAGUCUCUCGCAUCAAAGCCUACAGCGAGGGCGAGCAGGAAGUCCUUCUGACCCUCGACGUCAACACGGAACUGUACCCCCUGAACGUCGACGACCGCAUGACGGUCGCGCUGGCCCUCUCCCUCAACCUGGACGGGAGCAAAGACGACGGGAAAGGAUGGAGAGAAAUCGGGAGGGGAGAGCAGACGCUCGCCGACGAGUUCGACUAUGUCUGCCACGGAAAGAUCUACAGAUUCGAGGAAGGUAGCGGAGACAACAUCAAGCUAUACGUCUCCUUCGGCGGCCUGCUGCUCUACAUGGACGGCCCGUACGCACUGCUCAACGCCCUGAGAAUCGACUACGUGUACCUUUUGAUGAAGAAAUGA